This is a messenger RNA of Dermochelys coriacea (leatherback sea turtle), 1963 nucleotides long. RefSeq names its product protocadherin gamma-A1-like. Gene Ontology annotation, molecular function: calcium ion binding. NCBI's taxonomy places the organism in Eukaryota, Metazoa, Chordata, Testudines, Dermochelyidae. Gene Ontology annotation, biological process: homophilic cell-cell adhesion. Gene Ontology annotation, cellular component: plasma membrane. The record is from RefSeq and is a predicted model, not a curated record.
UCCUGCAGUGAUACCAAAAUAACAGAAACAGCAGCAAGAUAUUCCUGCCCUGUCGCUGAUACAAUACGUCAUUCUUCAGGAUUAUUGCAGACAAUUGGGUGGCAAUUGUGAUUUUAUAUGUUUGUCAUUUCUACGGAUUCUUUGAGCCGAACGAGAAAUUCACAUACCGGAACUGUUCAGAUUAAACCAAACUGGACAUUCAGUAAAGAUGUGAGAGGAAACCAGACACAGAGAGCCGGACCUGGCAAUCAUACGGCAAGUACUAUUCUUUCCCUUCUUAUUCCCUUUGUUCGGCCGGGCAGUCUCGGAGCAGAUUUGUUAUUCGAUUCCUGAAGAACUGGCCAAAGAUUCCCUUGUGGGGCACCUCGUCAAGGAUUUGGGACUGAAUGUGAGAGAACUGCCUCAGCGAAAGCUUAGUGUUGUCUCUGGUUUUGAAAAGCAAUACUUCGUUACUAACACAGAAAAUGGAAACCUGAUUGUAAAUGAAAGGAUAGAUCGAGAGGGAAUAUGAGGGGAAGCAUCUCUUUGUGUCCUCAGUUUUCAGUAGGUGUGCAAAACCCUUUUAAUGUUUUUCACAUGAAUGUCGAGAUCCAGGACAUUAAUGACAAUGCACCGCGGUUCAAUACCGAAUACAUUGAUUAUAAAUUAUUGAAUCCACACUGCCGGGUACGCGAUUUCCACUAGGAACGGGAAGAGAGCCAGAUGUCGGCACCAAUUCACAAAAAAGUUACCAGCUCAGCCUCAAUCAGUAUUUUAUCCUGGCGGUGAAAGAAAGCCUGGAUGGCAGUAAACAGGCAGAAAUGAUACUGGAGAAACCUUUGGACCGGGAAAAGCAGAGAUACCAUCGCUUAAUCCUGACGGCUGUGGAUGGCGGAGAUCCGGUCAGAACUGGUACAGCUCAAGUUAGAGUUAAUGUCACUGACGCCAAUGACAAUCCCCCAGUCUUCACUAAAGAGAUCUACAAAGUCAGCCUGAAGGAAAACCUACCAAAGGGCUCCUUAGUGGUUCAGGUGAGAGCUACUGAUACCGACGACAGCUUAAAUGCAGAAACAAUGUACUCUUUCAGCAAUGUCCCUGACAAUGCUCGCAAACUAUUCAGUCUGGAUCCCCGAACGGGUGAGAUUACAGUGACUGGUCCUUUGGAUUUCGAAGAGGCGAAAUUUUAUCAGGCGAACCUGAAAGUAAAGGAUGGGGGCGGUCUGACAGCUCAUUCUAAGGUGCGAGUACAGAUCCUUGAGGAGAACGAUAACGCCCCUGUGAUUGACUUCACAAUAAUCUCCAAUCUGGUUCCCGAAGACUCUGCCCCCGGCACUGUCCUAGCUCUCAUUAAUGUCCGUGACCGAGAUUCCGGAAAAAACGGAGAAGUUACCUGUGGUGUGCAAGGUAAUUUACCUGUAACUUUAACAUUUUCUUCUAGAAAUUCUUAUAAACUCGUAACCGAAAAUAUUCUGGAUAGAAAGACAAUCUCUGACUAUUCUAUCACAAUCACAGCCACAGAUAAAGACUCUCCCCUCUCCACCCAGAAAACAAUCCUGUUGCGGAUCUCGGAUAUCAAUGACAACGCGCCUGUCUUUGAGAAACCUUCCUACACCGCCUACGUGCCAGAGAACAAUCCCUCCGGGGCCUCUAUUUUCAGUGUAAAAGCCUCAGACCGGGAUCUGGACCGGAACGCCCGAGUCACUUACUCCAUCCUGAGCAGCAGCCUCCAGGAGCUGCCUCUCUCCUCCUACAUCUCCAUUAACUCCCAGACCGGAGCGAUCUAUGCGCAGCGCGCCUUCGACUACGAGCAAUUCCGGGAGUUGAGAUGCAAGUGAAGGCCCAAGACGGCGGGUCCCCGCCUCUCAGCAGCAAUGUCACCGUCAGGGUGUUUAUUGUGGAUGAGAAUGAUAACGCCCCUCGCAUCCUGUACCCUUCCGUCGGAGCCGAUGGCUCCGCCUUGUUCGAGAUGGUGCCUCGCUCGGCC